AUGCUUACGUUUUCUUUUGUUCUUGGAAUUGUGAUCAUUGCGUAUGCAGUGUUUAAACAGAAAGCCAAAUGCAUAAAUGAAACUGAAGUGGUGGGAGACAUUCAAAUUAUAAGCAAAUUUAUGGGCAUGGAAAGGUUAAUUUUUGACUCUUAUGAGCCAAGCUUCAAACUAAGCAAAAUUGGGAGUAGUCUGUGCUUACUACUUGGGUUUAUCAAAGCGGUCAACAUGAAAGUAUUGUUUUACAUAAUGAUGUUUGUAGUGAAUUCCAGCUAUCUUUAUAAGAUGCUUGAGUAUAUUUCAAGAGAUGGAAGGCAGGGUAUAACAAGUCCUACGAGCACGUAUCUAUCGAUGGUGCUUUUGCAUGGAUGUACGGUAGGAUUGUUUAUGGCGGUGGUUUUGUUUUUGAUUGCUGUGAUUUACACGAAAAGAACAUCCAUAGAGCUUAGUGUGGCAGAUUAUGCCAAGAUUUUUGGAUGGAUAUAUGGAUUGGUGAUGCUGAAUUUUUAUGAGAUGUUGUUCGUGGCUAGUGCUGUUAGAUCUGGCACCAGUACAUGUGUUGCUGCCACUGUUAUUAUCUUUACUAUGGGCUUUUUCAUGGCUAUUCUUGAUUCGUAUAAUGGGGGACAGUUUAUUGCUGAUAUUUUGAAGGCACUGCGGAGUUUAUUAUUUAAUAAGCUCAUAAUGAAUGAUACUCAGCAGCAGCCGAAGAUGGAUUUCAAGAAGAUGAUCGUUGGCUUAUACAAUUAUUCCUUUGGGAUUAACAGCGUAGUGCAUAAAAACACAGAUACGGCAUCGAUUUCGCAGAAUCUGAUUUGUUCCGUGAAGGUUGAGCAUAUUCCAUCCUGGAUGUCGCAGAUUUUACGAUUUAUUUGGAUGUUUUUGACGCCGAUAAGUACGUUCCUGAACUAUGCUCGGUACAGCUUGCUGCCUAGUGUUCUUCAAGACGAGAUCAUAAGGAACUCUGGAACGGUUUACGGGACGAGGUAUCCGAACAAAACCUCGAUAAGGUAUGCGUUUUUUCGAAGUUUGGUUUUGCAAUUUUCAUGA
Messenger RNA from Ordospora pajunii, 1047 nucleotides. RefSeq lists its product as uncharacterized. The coding region runs from base 1 to 1047 and encodes 348 amino acids. The record is from RefSeq and is a predicted model, not a curated record. Lineage: Eukaryota; Fungi; Microsporidia; Ordosporidae. The transcript has a single exon.